Anoplophora glabripennis (Asian longhorned beetle) is the source of this 2551-nucleotide messenger RNA. RefSeq names its product NF-kappa-B inhibitor-interacting Ras-like protein (gene kappaB-Ras). The coding region runs from base 192 to 794 and encodes 200 amino acids. The record is from RefSeq and is a predicted model, not a curated record. Gene Ontology annotation, molecular function: GTPase activity; GTP binding. Lineage: Eukaryota; Metazoa; Arthropoda; Insecta; Coleoptera; Cerambycidae. Gene Ontology annotation, biological process: canonical NF-kappaB signal transduction. The transcript has 3 exons.
AUUGAAUUAAUCUGGGAUAUUAGUCAGGGAUGUUCUGUGGCCUAUAUAUUUCAUUGAGCGUACAGCAUAGAAAAUGGAUCUUGUAUAUUAUUUUUUCUAUGGCGUACAGCAGAUAGUUUACUAGGUCUAUGACUUAGACACAGCAAAUAAAACAAUUUUAAAUGCUGUGACUUGAGUUGAAAAUUGAAGAGAUGGGAAAAAUAAUAAAAGUUGUUGUCUGUGGAAUGAAAGGAGUUGGUAAAACAACAAUUUUAGAACAAGCUGUAUAUGGAAAUAUAACAAACAAAACUGAAUUUUACCCUACUAUAGAAGAUAUAUACGUUGCAAAUAUAGAAUCUGAUAAAGGAACACGUGAAAAAUUGAGGUUUUAUGACACUGCUGGUAUUGAACCGUCCCAGAUUGCAACUGCUAAUGGAACCACAAACCAACAAUUACCAAGACAUUACCUAGUUCUAGCUGAUGGAUACAUUCUAGUUUAUGACACUGGUAAAUGUAAUUCCCUCGAUGCGAUUAUUUCUAUAAAGAAAGAUAUUGACAGAAAUAAAGACAAAAAAGAGGUUACAAUCAUUGUUAUAGCCAAUAGAUAUAGAGAGGAAGUUGAGGAUUCAACACUGCAGAAAGCAACUCAGUGGUGCAACAGAGAAAAAAUUAAACAUUUUGUUGCUGCUUCGUUAAAAAGAUCUACAUUAUACGAACCCUUUAUUUACAUUACAAGUAAAUUAAAUUCUUUACCUGGUAAAAGUAGUUUUACACCAUUGUCUAUGGGAAGAAAAGUAAUAAAAGAUGCAAAUUAGUAUGUGUGGAUAGGAUACGAUGUCAUUUUUAAUUUCAGAAUAUUUGUCAUUUUUGAAAAUCUAAUAGCUGUUUUGCAUUGCGAAUUUAUUCAUGAAGUCGUUUCGUAAAGAAAUUGGACAAGUGUAGUGCACCAAAUCUGCUGUCAUGAAUUUAUUCAUCAAGUUCUUUACGAAUUAGAACAUGUUGUAAUUUUUAUGAAUUUUUUUUCGUGAAAGUCAGAUGUACCAACCUAACAAAUUUACAGCCUCAGAUCAGUAAUGGGGUUACGUUAUUGGUAUACGUAAAUAAUUGUGUGGUGUCGUACUCCUUUUGUGUUGUUUUUACUGAUCUGUUGCUUACAAAAGCUCUAAUAUUUAUGUUUAUAAACAAUGUCAAAACGGUGCCUACCGCUGUUGUACCAUUACAUAUUUACGGAAAGGUGAGACAUUUUUUUGAAUGAAAUUUGAAAUUUAUUAGCUACUUUUAUCUGUUAGUAGAACUGAUUCAUAUUCGUAUGUCUUACAUAGUGCAUCUUAUCUAUGCAUAUGUCAAAGAAAUUCACGAAGUCUGUUCUGUAGCAGCGUAAAAUCAAACCCUUUAUGAAUGAAUUGCCCAUAUUAUUUAAAGAUAAGGUAUUGAAUGUCUAGAUUGUCGAGAGUAAUUUGCAUUUGUUGUAUCAAAAAGAAAUCACAAUAUUCUGCGUAACAGUUUGGCCUAAGUAUUGGCUAAAUUAAUAAAUUUUAAACUGAUCCUCCGCAAAGGGUUACUUAUUUAAAAAUAAAAUAACAGCAGAAAAAGGUCUCCUGGAGGGUCCCCAUAAUAGUAUAUUGGCUUAAUUAAAAAUAGUUUGCAAGGAAAUAUACAUAAUUACCAUAAACAAUUUGUUGCGUACUUUCUAUUAAUGUUGUACUGCACAGUAAAUCUUGCCUUUCGUACGUUGGUAUUUUUUUUCUGUGUGUGUGUGUGUGUGUAAUUAAUUAAGGUUCAAUUGCAUUUUUAUACAUAAGUAUGUAUAUAGAGUGUUUCAUUUCCAGUGUGCCAAACGAACACAGAUGAUAGAGAAAGUAAUUUUGAGCAAAAAAGUUCAUAUCGACAUGUGUCCGAAAACGCCCCCUUGUGGAGCUACGCCCCUUUAAAGGUAACUUUUUUUAUUUGUCAAAUUUUUUUCGAAAAUCGAAUUCCUUGACUAUUUCUACACAAAAAAGAUAAUCUUGUUUCAUUACGAUAUCUGCCACGGUUUUCCAAAAAAAGCCGAUUUUAACUUCUUAUGCUUCUACUAAAAAUUAAAAAAUAUGUAGAACCUAGAAUAAUAUUUUUCCUACAAGAACAAGUAUAUCUUUUUUAUGUAGAAAUGGUCAAGGAUUUCAAUUGUCGAAAAAUGAUUACGAAUUUGACAAAUAAAAAAAGUUACGGAUUUUGAACCUUGACUUGCCCCCACAUAGGGACGCCCCUGAGAACAAUGUGUCAAUUUGGUUUAGAUAAAGUAAUUCCUUGUGAUAAAUGACACCUCUGUAUAAAAUUUUAUUCAUUUAUUUCGAAGCAUUUUCAAGAUAUUGUAAUAAAAUUGCCUCUUUAAAGAGGCGUAGCGCCACAGGGGGGGGGGGGUUUGGACACAGGUCGACAUGAACUUUUUUGCUCAAAAUUACUUUCUCUGUUCGUUUGGCGCACUGGGAAUGAAUCACCCUGUAUGUAUUGUUACUUACCAUUAGUAAUCUUGUUUUACUUUGAAACAAAUUUACGAAUAUUCUUUGAAAUAAUAAAAAAUGUGUUAAAGAAA